This is a messenger RNA of Malania oleifera, 750 nucleotides long. RefSeq names its product xyloglucan endotransglucosylase/hydrolase protein 2-like. NCBI's taxonomy places the organism in Eukaryota, Viridiplantae, Streptophyta, Magnoliopsida, Santalales, Ximeniaceae. The coding region runs from base 1 to 750 and encodes 249 amino acids. Gene Ontology annotation, biological process: cell wall biogenesis; xyloglucan metabolic process. Gene Ontology annotation, molecular function: xyloglucan:xyloglucosyl transferase activity; hydrolase activity, hydrolyzing O-glycosyl compounds. The record is from RefSeq and is a predicted model, not a curated record. The transcript is spliced from 4 exons. Gene Ontology annotation, cellular component: apoplast; cell wall.
AUGAAGGAAGAGAAGGAGUUGGGAGGAGGACUUGGGCUAGCAGGGAACAGAGGGAAGGCUGCGCAGCAAGAGGGGCCAAGAUUAGGGGCUAGGUUCACAUCAAAAAACAUGUAUGGUUCCGGAUUCUUUAGUCUGAAGUUAAAGAUUGUGAAGACGGAUAAUGGAAUUGUCAUGGCUAUCUAUUUAAUUUCGGGUAUUAAGAGCGAUACGGAUCCAGGGAAUCAUGAUGAACUUGAUUUUGAGUUCUUGGGUGGUUGGAAUCCUUACAUUUUGCAAACUAAUGUGUUCCUUGACGACGUCGGAGGAAGAGAGCAAAGGAUUCCGCUAUGGUUUUUUGUGGAUGGGAUUCCAGUCAGACUGAUUAAGAGAAGUGGUGGAUUGAGGUACCCUUCAAAACCAAUGUAUGUGAAAGGAAGCGUAUGGCAAGGAAAUUGGGCAUUGCCUAAAGGUACGACGACGGAUUGGAGAAAAGCACCCUUCAAAGUCCAAUACCAAUUAUUUGACAUUGCUGGUUGCACAGUCCCCGCAAAUGGAAACAUCAACUCUUGCCAGGCUAAGUCUAAAAGGAAUUGGUGGAAUCAGGAUGGGUUUGGGCAGCUAACUCCUCGUCAACAACUACUUUAUAACAAUGUGACGAAACAUCUGUGUUAUAAUUAUUGCGUAGACCCGCAAAGGUACAACGGACGUGUUCCACCGGAAUGCCGCGGCCAAUUCAACCCAACUAUUGCAAAGCUGUGGUGUUGGAAUUAA